UUUCACCUUCAUUCUUUCUUUCUUCUAGUUUCCCUCUCAUCAUCAUCAUCACUCUUCAUUGUUCUUUCAUUCCCACAUGUUGUAACCUGUAACCCUCCUUCACUCCCAAUUUCAAUCAUGGCUGAUGGUUCCUCAUCAUCCCCAAUUCAACCCACAAUCUCCAACACCACAACACCCAUAGAUCAACAACCCCAAACCCUACCCGAUUCCACCAUUGCCCAAAUCACAUCAACCUCUUCACAACCCAAUUCAUCCAACGUUGUAUCCCAACAACAAUUGAUCCAACAACAGCAACAGCAACAGCAACAAAGCAAUCUAAUGGGAACAGGAACAGGAGCAGGAACGGGAACAGGAACGGGAACGGGAACACCCAAUUUUCAAAUUCAUCAACAGGGUUUACAGAGGUCUCCUUCGAUGUCACGUGCGAGUCACGUGCAACAGCAGCAGCAGCAGCAGUAUGGUUUGGGUGCGGGUAAUUUGAAUGCUGCGAGGGUUUACGGGCAGGUGAGUUUUGGAAGCGGGCAGCAACAGAAUCAGCAAAUGGGGCAGAUUGGGAAUAAUGCGAAUUUAGCCCGGUCAAACUUGAUGGGUCAAACGGGUCAUCUUACUAUGUUGCCUAAUCAAGCUGCUGCUGCUGCUCAGCUUAAUUUGCAGUCACAUUUGUUAGCUUCGCCGAGGCAGAAGACGGGGUUAGUUCAAGGUUCUCAGUUUCAUCCCGGAAAUACAGGUGGGCAAUUGCAAGGAAUGCAGAUGGGGAUGAACAUGAUGAAUUCCUACACUAUAAAUAAUCAAAUUCGGUCAAACGGGUCUCUUGCUUUUAACCAACAAAGGAUGAAUCAGGGGCAGAUGAGACCGCAAUUGCAACAGCAAAACGCACUAGCGUCUGGUCAGAAAAUGCAGGCACAGGGGCUAUCGAGGACGUCAUUCAUGAACUCACAGCUGUCACAAUUAGGUCAAAAUGGUCAAUUAGCGAUGCUGCAAAACAAUCUAACAACACAACAAUGGCCGAAGCAAAUGCCUACGAUGGCAGCGCCUAAUUCUCCGUCGUCAUUUCGACUUCAACAACAACAACAACGGCAACAACAACUUUUAGGUCAACAGCUUCCUUCUCAAUUGCACAACUCAAUGUCGUUGAACCAACAACAUUUAUCGCAAAUGAUUCAACAACAACAGCAGCAGCAGGUGAAUCAGCAACAACAACCGAUUGGACAUCCGCAGCAGCAACAACUGCCAGGUCAGCAACAACUUUUGCAGCAGCAGCAGCAGUCUCCGAGAAUUGCAGGAUCUGCUGGUCAGAAAUCGCUAAGUUUGACCGGAUCGCAACCCGAUGCAACUGGUUCCGGGACCACCACUCCAGGUGGCAGUUCAAGUCAAGGGACUGAAGCUAGCAAUCAUCUUCUCGGUAAACGGAAAAUUCAAGAUUUGGUCGCACAGGUAGAUCCAAAUGCAACUUUAGAUCCUGAAGUUGAAGAGCUUCUUUUGAUGCUUGCUGAUGAAUUUAUCGAUUCGGUUACUUCAUUUGGAGCCACCUUGGCGAAACAUCGAAAAUCUUCGAUUGUAGAAUCAAAAGAUGUGUUGCUACACCUAGAAAAGAACUACAAAUUAACAAUCCCUGGAUUCUCAAGUGAAGAGAAGAAACAAGAACAAAACAACCCAGCAACCGAUCUCCACAAGAAGCGUAUCGAUAUGAUACAAGGACUGAUGGAAAACUCGUACUCUGAAGCAAAUAUGAGUAAUUCUAAACCGGACCCACGCAACCAGUUUGGGCCCAAUCAGUUGACCAGGCCUUCCCCAAGUUCGGACCAACUGAACCAUCUUUCAAACCCUAGUCAAAACCAGCAACAUAAACAAGCGUUCGAUGGUUACUAGUUCAGUCUUGAUGUCUAACCAUACCGCUCAAAUAUCAGAAUGGAGGGUGUGGAACACAUGAGAUGUUAAAUAUAGGAGAUAUAGGGAUAGUUGCAGUCAACAAACAGAUAAUAUAAAUUAUGCAGCUUAGUUUGAGGACAAGUUUUAAUUUUGGUUUUUACAAAUUGUGAUUUAACCAUGUUUAUGUUAAUCAAUUUCAUAUUUUGUUAUU
Helianthus annuus (common sunflower) is the source of this 2080-nucleotide messenger RNA. RefSeq names its product transcription initiation factor TFIID subunit 12b. Gene Ontology annotation, biological process: DNA-templated transcription initiation; RNA polymerase II preinitiation complex assembly. Gene Ontology annotation, molecular function: DNA binding; TBP-class protein binding; protein heterodimerization activity. Lineage: Eukaryota; Viridiplantae; Streptophyta; Magnoliopsida; Asterales; Asteraceae. The record is from RefSeq and is a predicted model, not a curated record. The transcript has 9 exons. Bases 118 to 1869 code for a protein of 583 amino acids. Gene Ontology annotation, cellular component: SAGA complex; transcription factor TFIID complex; SLIK (SAGA-like) complex.